AGGAGAGUUGCGAGGCAAAACGGCUGGUCACAUGAGCAGAGAUCUGUUUACAAACCCAAGGCAGAGCAGAGCAAGGGGGAGGAAGGGAAGGCGGAUUGCAGGUUCUCUCUGAGCACCAUUAAGGAUUGGGAAGGGAAGAGGGGAAGUCUGCCAUGACCAAGCCAGCUGGAGGUGGGGGAGACUGAAAACGACACACGCACACACACGCCACCUUUGUUUCUUAUUUCUUUUUCUCAUUGAAGAAGCAGAUGGUUGGAGGGAGAGUAGGAUCUCCCCCUCCUCCGCUAUGCACACACACAUGCACUGACUGACACACAAACACGCACUUAACAGCAAAAUACCAAACCCAGCUAGAGGACUGUCGUGGAUUGCAUGGAGCUGUCCUCACUUUGUUUGGGCUUUGAGGGAAAAACACCUUUGCCUUCAAUACUGAAGAGGAAUAUCCACUGCAAGAUCAGAGGUCUGGAGGAGGAGACAACAGACAAGAGAGGAGGGGGAUGAGAUCUGUGAAAAUCCUCGGUUAAAAAAAGCAGCUUUGGGAGAAGACAAAGCACAGACUAAUGCCAGAUAAUUACCUCCACUGGACGAGAACUGUCAUUUUGAACAGUGGAUGUCAUUGAGUUUGGUGAAGGGACGACACUGCAGGCAAAGUGAAGUCAAAGGGGCACUUUUCUGCUGGUAAUGAGCACAUGAGGGCUCCAGUUCUGGUCCAAACCCCAGAUCUCCCAGUCCUUACACAGAAUGGUUAAUCCAGAUUUGGGAACAGACUGCUGAGCCAAAAAAACCCCCACCACUUUUGGAGGAUUUUAUGGAAUCUGAGCAAAUGUAAAAAUCUUGAUGGUUGUUUUUUGGAGAAGCUAACGCAACCCAAAAAAAGAGAGAAGCAACGCAAGGGUGACUGAAUCCAGCUCUGCGAACAGAGUGAGCGUCCAGAGCACUGGCCCACGAGCUUGGCUCUUAUCCAGCCUUCUCCUGACAGAGCCUGAAUUUACUGCUGCUGUCCUGAGAGUCACAUUUCAUGCAACCAUUCCAAUGGUGUAACGGAUGCCUGUGUGGUUUGGCUUCUCAGCGUUCUGAACACUACUGCAGCAUGACGUCUGACAUCUAUCACCUCCCGCUCAACGUGUAUGUCAUCGUGCUGGGCAUCGGCCUUUUUGUCUUUAUGCUCAGCCUCAUCUUCUGCUGCUACCUUUUUAGGUUGAAACAACAAGGAACAAGGGAGCAGUUCAGCUACAAUGAGGUGGUGCUGAAGGGAGCAAGCAAGAAGCUGAGCCUUCUAGGACAAACCUGUGCAGUGUGUCUGGAAGAAUUCAGGACCAGAGAUGAACUGGGAGUGUGCCCAUGCUCACAUGCAUUUCACAAGAAGUGCCUGCUAAAGUGGCUGGAGAUCCGCAGCGUGUGCCCCAUGUGUAACAAGCCCAUUCUCCGGCUCCACACCGACACCCCCCAGGGUGCUGAAGGUCCCAUGAACCCAGAGGAGGUGUGAGGGAAAUCUGGAAAGAGGAAACGCAGCUUCCCCUUACAGAAAACACAUGUUAAAUACACUAAUGAUGACAGACAGCGAUCAUAUGUAAGACAUCUCACAGGAAAUGUUAAUAAUGAUCCCAAGCGGCCGCCUUGCUGCUGACCUUCCAGCAAUAUGCCUUGGUGAGAAUUGGAUACUGUCAGCACCAAAAUGAUUCGGUCAGAGCAGUCAAGGAGUGGGUGUACGAAUAGGAUCUUUUCAUAAGAAUGCUCUUAGUUCUACUUCCAUAUUGCACUAUUCACCAAAAACAUGACAGGAAAAGGAGCCACCUUAGCAAGCAGGAUAUCAUUGCCACCGUCACUGGACAACUAGUGUAGCACUGCCAGGGACAAACAACACUACAGGCAUUGAGCAGGGUGUCAAAGUACAGGAUCAGUAUGGAUACCUCUAAUAUCUCAGGGGUGUUACCAAUACAGCCAGCACAAACCAUGUCAGUCACCCUAUACCCCUGUGCCACACAUGCAUCUUCAGUACUGCCAACAUAGGUGAAACACUCCAAUAGUCAGAGGUAGCUGAAACCUCUGGCUGAAACCAAGACCAGCGGGAUUACAACCAUGGUGAUUUAAGUAGAAAAUAUUGCUUCCGAUUGUGUCCCAGACCCUUUCCUUUGAAAAACAGACUGAUAGCAAACUAGUCUUGCCUGUAUGUAUUGUAUGUAGACGUGUCCCUCUCUAUAUAUAUAUUGUUAUUUUGUAUUUGUUGC
Messenger RNA from Monopterus albus (swamp eel), 2228 nucleotides. RefSeq names its product RING finger protein 122. NCBI's taxonomy places the organism in Eukaryota, Metazoa, Chordata, Actinopteri, Synbranchiformes, Synbranchidae. The transcript is spliced from 7 exons. Gene Ontology annotation, biological process: proteasome-mediated ubiquitin-dependent protein catabolic process. Gene Ontology annotation, cellular component: endomembrane system. The coding region runs from base 1019 to 1486 and encodes 155 amino acids. The record is from RefSeq and is a predicted model, not a curated record. Gene Ontology annotation, molecular function: zinc ion binding; ubiquitin protein ligase activity.